AGUAAUUGCAUAAAUGGGCAUGGAAACAGAAGCCAAAGGUCGACGCUGAUAAGAAUGCACUUCGGGGGUGACCUCUACAAUCAGCACUUAAGAGCACCCCCAACCCCAAACCCCAACCAUACAAAACUGAUAAGAAGUUCGGCUCGCAGAACAGGGAGAACAAGUUAAAUACAAGUCGUGCAGAGCUAAACGCUCAGUUGGAAAGCAAACGUGGAGCAAAACAGUCACAGCCGUGGACGUUCGAAGACGAAAAGACAGAUGAAUGAGUGAACGAGUGCCAGAAACGGGUUAAGAAACGUUAACACUCAACGGUCAGCGAUCUUUGGCAUCGCAAUCGCAUCUUCGUCUGCAAACUCACCCAACUCGCACCUCGGUCGUUUUAGGCAUCAUUCAAGGGCAACCCUCGUUUUUUUCCCCAACUGAAUCACCAUACGGGAGCUCUUUAACAUAAUCACCUGUAAAAAAAAACAGGAUGGCCCCACCCACCGUAUUGGUCACCGGAGGAGCCGGCUACAUUGGCUCCCACACGGUUCUGGAGAUGCUCAAUGCGGGCUACAACGUCAUCUGCGUGGACAACCUCUGCAAUGCCUACAGCAGUGGAGCAGCCAAACUGCCGGAGGCCUUGAGCCGCGUCCAGGAAAUCACCGGCAAAAAGGUCAACUUCUACAGAGUGGACAUCACGGACAGGGAGCAAGUGCGCUCCGUUUUCCAGGAGCACAAAAUCGACAUGGUGGCCCACUUUGCGGCCCUGAAGGCCGUUGGCGAGUCCUGCCGCAUUCCUCUGCAGUACUACCACAACAACAUGACCGGCACGAAUGUCCUGCUGGAGGCGAUGGCCGACAACAACGUGUUCAAGUUCGUCUACAGCUCCAGUGCCACUGUCUACGGCGAGCCCAAAUUCCUGCCCGUCACCGAGGACCAUCCCACUGGCAACUGCACAUCGCCGUACGGCAAGACCAAAUACUUCACCGAGGAGAUUCUCAGGGAUCUGUGCAAGUCAGACAAGCGAUGGGCGGUGGUAUCGCUGCGCUACUUCAACCCGGUGGGCGCCCACAUCAGCGGGCGGAUUGGGGAGGAUCCCAAUGGCGAGCCCAACAACCUGAUGCCCUACAUUGCCCAGGUGGCCGUGGGCCGACGAGCCAGCCUGAGUGUCUACGGCAGCGACUUUCCCACGCACGACGGCACGGGAGUGCGCGACUACAUCCACAUUGUGGACCUCGCAGAGGGACAUGUGAAGGCGCUGGACAAGCUGCGCAACAUCGCCGAGACUGGCUUCUUCGCCUAUAACUUGGGCACCGGCGUGGGCUACUCGGUGCUGGACAUGGUGAAGGCGUUCGAGAAGGCCUCCGGCAAGAAGGUCAACUACACCCUGGUGGAUCGCCGCUCCGGAGACGUGGCCACCUGCUUUGCGGAUGCCACGUUGGCCUAUCAGAAGCUGGGCUGGAAGGCCGAGCGCGGCAUCGACAAGAUGUGCGAGGACACGUGGCGCUGGCAGAGCCAGAACCCCAACGGGUAUGCCAACAAGUAGUGGCCCGUCUGCCCGUCUGUCAGUUCCUGAGUUACUACACCUGCCCCAUAACUCAGGUUAGCCAGUUUGUGUAUAUUUCUUUCCAAAUUCGCGUGUAGUAUCCCCUAUUUUCGAUGUGUGCAAGUGCAAGUGUGUGUAUGUAAAUCCAAAGUACUUUGUAAUUAAAAAGGCUUUUCGCUGUUGUCAUGUAA
Molecule: messenger RNA, 1719 nt
Organism: Drosophila elegans
Lineage: Eukaryota; Metazoa; Arthropoda; Insecta; Diptera; Drosophilidae
Gene: Gale
Product: UDP-glucose 4-epimerase
Exons: 4
Coding region: 473-1528 (351 amino acids)
Biological process (GO): beta-D-galactose catabolic process via UDP-galactose, Leloir pathway
Cellular component (GO): cytosol
Molecular function (GO): UDP-glucose 4-epimerase activity
Source: RefSeq, a predicted model, not a curated record